AUGGACAAUAGUGAAAUAAAAGUUAUUUUAUCCGAGAGAGGAAAAGAAUUAGCCUAUGUUGGUACUUUUAAGUACAGAUUUAUUGGAUCGAUUAAAAAAGGCGAGUUAUUAAAAUGGCGAUGCACAAAAAAUAAUUGUACAGCUAUGAUUUAUUCUGGACCAGAUAAAAAUAUCGUUAUUAAAUCAAGUGGACAACAUAAACAUAAAGGAAAUUCACCUAAUAAAUUAGAAAGGCAAGUAUUACGUGAAAAUUGUAAAAGACGUGCUGAAGAGUCACUAUCAACUCAACCUUUAAAGUUGAUUAGAAGUGAACUUUUAAAUGAACAAUCUUCAAUUGUUCAUAAAGAUUUAAAAACGGUUCGUAAAGCUAUGUACGAUAGACGACGAAAAGUACUUCCCAAAUUGCCUAAGUCACAAGACAUUUUUUUACAGUUGAAUUUAAUGAAAACUCAAGAUGAUUUUAAGUUUCGUGGACAACCAUUCAUACAUAUUCCCGAAGACAAUAGUUUUGUAUGCAUUACUUCUGAUUUCAACCUACUAUUUAUGAUUAAGCAUGAUUGUAUUGAUUUUUUCGCCGAUGGAAGUCAGUUCAUAUUAAAAAAAUUACACGUUGACUUUGAAAAGGCAGCCCACCAAGCCGCGUAUGAAGUUUUUGAAAAUGUACAAUUAAUAGCUUGUCGAUUUCAUUUAGGACAAUCAUGGUGGCGAAAAAUAAACAGCGAUUCUAUUCUCAGAAUAGCCUAUAAAAAAGAAAACGACGAACUAGGAAAUUGGCUUAAGAGUUUUUUUGGGUUAGCUUUUUUACCUAAUCAUGAAGUAGCCGAUGCAUUCGUCGAACUCAUGAGUGUCUGCCCAAAUGAUAAAGUCUGCUCAGAAUUUAGAGAUUAUGUUUUCAAUAAUUAUAUAGAUGAUGAAUCUCCAUUUCCCCCAAAUAUAUGGGCUAAAGAACCUAUGUUUGAUCCAAGGACAACCAACGCUGUUGAAAGUUUUCAUAGAACUUACAAUUCACAAUUUUAUAAGUCUCACCCACACAUACACUUGGUAAUUAUGGUUUUACAAGAAACGCAAGCUGAAACGAUGACAAAAAUUCGGUCAAUUGAAACCGACAGUUAUAAAAGUAUGAGUUUUAUUGAAAUGCAAAAAAUUAAUGCAACUAUAAUGGCUUACGAUGAAUAUUUAAGAAAUAAAUGUUCUAAAGAUUUACUAAAAUAUUUAUUAAAAGUGGGAAACAAGUAUUUAGGGAUACCACUUUAA
Macrosiphum euphorbiae (potato aphid) is the source of this 1254-nucleotide messenger RNA. NCBI's taxonomy places the organism in Eukaryota, Metazoa, Arthropoda, Insecta, Hemiptera, Aphididae. The record is from the annotation of a GenBank genome assembly.